Molecule: messenger RNA, 1992 nt
Organism: Carassius auratus (goldfish)
Lineage: Eukaryota; Metazoa; Chordata; Actinopteri; Cypriniformes; Cyprinidae
Product: zona pellucida sperm-binding protein 3-like
Exons: 10
Coding region: 94-1869 (591 amino acids)
Biological process (GO): positive regulation of acrosome reaction; binding of sperm to zona pellucida; egg coat formation
Cellular component (GO): extracellular matrix
Molecular function (GO): acrosin binding
Source: RefSeq, a predicted model, not a curated record
UGUUCAUUUAAAGGCGCAGAAGUGGGCCGGAAGUUUGCUAGGUGAUGCGGUGUUAUAACUUGCAGAUUGUGUUCUCUAAUUUAAACGAGGACGAUGACAGAAAGUUUAAUCUUGACUCUUCUAAUUUUGACCGUAGAGUUUAGUGAUGUGAGGGCAUCUCCACUAAGCUCUGAUCCACAUAUAACUUCUCCAGUCGGUCGGUCGCAAAUGAGUGAACCUUUUCAAAUCAAGCAGCCCUCGAAUCAAAUAAAAGAGUCAUCCGGCAGACAGAUCACACGAGUCAAAACCGUAGCCGUGAUUUGUCACGAGAAUUACAUGGAGAUUGCGAUUAAGGCUGACCUCUUUGAAGUCGGCCAACCUGUGCAUGCUUCGGAGCUGCAUCUUGGCGCCGACAGUCAGUUUAUAACUUCUUGUAAAGUGAGCGCAUUCUCCACAAACGAGUACAUCAUAGCAGCUAGGCUCACCGACUGUGGCACUCAACACUGGAUUACAGAUGACUCCCUUAUAUACACCAACCUCCUUAUCUUCACUCCGCAACCCUCUCCAGAUGGAGUGGUUCGCCUUGAGCAGGCUGUAGUUCCCAUUGAAUGUUAUUAUCGAAGAAGGUUUGAUAUUACCAGUAACCCCAUCAGACCAACAUGGGUUCCUUUUAGUUCAACGCAAUCAGCAGUGGAGGAUUUGCAGUUUUCACUAAAGCUAAUGACAAGUGAUUGGCGCUCCGAACGAGCCUCUUCGGUGUACUUCCUGGGAGACUUCAUAAGCAUAGAAGCCUCAGUUCAUCUGGGUCAUCACGUUAACCUCCGUGUAUAUAUUGAGAGCUGUGUUGCCACAGUGACUCCAGAUAUUAAGUCUUUGCCCAAAUACACAUUUAUUGAAAAUCAUGGUUGUCUGAUGGACGGACGGACAACUGGCUCAAAGUCUCGUUUCCUUCCCAGAAUCCAGAAUGACAAACUCCAGCUACAACUGGAUGCAUUCAAAUUCCACCAAGAGACAAGGCCAGAGAUGUACAUCACUUGUACUCUUCAAGCUUACCCUGUAAUGGAUGUAGUUGACCCCUUUCAUAAAGCCUGCUCCUUUAUCGAAGGAAGCUGGAAGGCUGCAGAUGGUGGAGACUGGGCUUGUUACAGCUGCCAAGCAACAAAAGAUUAUGCAUCAUUCCUCCAUUCUACACCGCAACAACCUGAGCCACCUUCUCCCAGACAAGACCAGACCUCAUCUUCCCAAAGACCCAACAAAUUUAAGAUUCAAGAGGGUUCUGGAAGUUCUUUCAAAUCCUUGCCAACAAGUGAACCUGUUCUCUCUUGGAAGAACGUAAUUCUCCCACAAGAGGAGGAUUAUGGAGUUGUUUCAGUGGGAUGGGAAGAGGAGAAAACCUUGGGUCCACUAGCCAUCCUUCCUAAAAAAAUGAAAAUGGGGUUUCUGGCUCCUCCCAGAGUGAAGCAGGGUGUUCCACCGGUCCCUUAUCUCAGUAAAGAUAAGAAACCGAUGCCUCAUAGUAGCCUAUGGAAGAAUGGUGUUUCUGCUAAGAUGGAUAAAAGUGUUCUAAUUCCUCAACCCUCAUUGGAAGACACUGAGCAAGCUAAUAUCAUGGCAAUUAAACCAGAAUUAAAGAAGAUUGAGGAUGAAUAUGACCAUGAAGAUGGUGACGACACGGAAGACUAUGAUGGUAGAGGUGAAGACCAUGACUAUAAAGCGGAAAAAGAAAAGGCAAGAGAGGUUUAUCAAAGCAUGUGGAAGACUAAACUCUUGUCAGAAGAAGAUUUUAAAGAACGCUUUACAACUCUUGGCUCAAACAGUGAGGAAGACUCUGGACUGCAUACAUUAGGUACAAGCCCCUCCCUUCCAGAUAAAGAAGAGGGUUCCCUCUAAAGAAGGGUUAUGAAUGCUGAUAGAGAUGACUCAAUUUCGCUGAGAUGGAGGAAAGCACACAAGCAGGAACCAAGGCAUGAGAACUUUCACCAUUGCACUAAUUAAAUGGUUUAAAAAAAAAAA